This is a messenger RNA of Spinacia oleracea (spinach), 429 nucleotides long. RefSeq lists its product as uncharacterized. The record is from RefSeq and is a predicted model, not a curated record. Bases 1 to 429 code for a protein of 142 amino acids. The transcript is spliced from 2 exons. NCBI's taxonomy places the organism in Eukaryota, Viridiplantae, Streptophyta, Magnoliopsida, Caryophyllales, Amaranthaceae.
AUGGGCACUUGUAAGCCUGCAGCUACUCAUGUGGACACUCAGUCCAAAUUGAGUGCAGAAUCAGGUCCGAAAGUUCAGGAUCCUACUAAGUACGGUAGCGUGGCAAGUUCUCUUCAGUACCUCACUUUUACUCGCCCUGAUAUAGAUUACGCGGGCACCAUUGACCAUGGGUUACAUUUAUAUCCUAAUACUUCCUUGCAAUUGAUCACUUAUACUGAUGAUGCAGAUUGGGGUGGGUGCCCAGACACCCGCCGGUCGACUCCGGGUUAUUGUUGUUUCCUAGGAGAUAAUUUAAUUUCUUGGUCCUCCAAGCGUCAACAUACAUGGUCUAGAUCUAGUGCAGAAGCAGAAUAUCGAGGCGUCGCAAAUGUUGUUGUCGAGGCAUGUUGGCUUCGUAAUCUCUUACUGGAGCUACAUUGUCCUCUCUGA